AUGAAAGUUUUUAAUACAAAGCUUCAAACGGUAGUGAGAGAACAACUGACUGCGGAAGGGCAUCCAUUACCUUCAGAAGUUACCAUAGCAUAUAAUUUUGAAACAAACUCAAUAGAUUUUAAAGUCGUCUCUGCAAAGAAGUCAGGAUUUACAUUUAAUGAAGCAGAUGUCUAUUCGAAUGAAAACUUCAAAGCUAUUGCAUGGUUAGAUAAUGACGAUUGCUUUAAGAAAAUCUUUAAAUUCAGUGACUCAAAGAUGUCAAUAGAUGACCUUCGUGGAAUGUUACCAUCGACGUUUACAGUUGAAGGUUCAGCAGGAUUGCUUACAAGAUUGUCAAUUGGUGGCAUUUGGUCUCGUGAGAACAUUGUUAUAAAAUCCAGUAUAAGUGAAUUUGCUGAAGAAUCUAUAUUAUGUCUUUCAAACUAUAUGUAUUCGCCGCCAAAGCAUUAUAGUAUAACAAACUUUGUCAGUAAGUUUAACAUAAGACUUGUCGAACCUUCUUCAAUGAAAGAUGUUGUGCUACCUAAAGAUGGAAAGGAUGGACUCAUUAUUGAGAUGAUUUUAAUAGCAUAUUAA
Messenger RNA from Trichomonas vaginalis G3, 576 nucleotides. RefSeq lists its product as uncharacterized. The record is from RefSeq and is a predicted model, not a curated record. NCBI's taxonomy places the organism in Eukaryota, Parabasalia, Trichomonadida, Trichomonadidae. Bases 1 to 576 code for a protein of 191 amino acids. The transcript has a single exon.